ACUGUGCCAGUUGUUCGUCUCGAUCGAUGCUCAGUCAUCGACAAGUUGCCAAACAAAGCGACAUUAAAUAAAAUAAAACAAAUACUUGCUUGCAAUUUUCCACUGCUCGAGUCUGAUUUAAGUAUUUUACAAAAGUAUUUAUACUACAUUCAUAGCGGCGGGCCUUAUCAGAAACUACUCAAUGGCUGAACAGAACGAACCAUUGUGCGGUGGGAUAUCGAGAGAGCUGCAGGGCGCUGAUUUACAGGAUGCCCUGGAUAUAUUGAACACAUCGCUGGACAAAUUGGCCGGCAUGGGCGGUAAGCCCAGCUUAAAGGUUGUUAAAGUGAAGUCUGUGACGUCACAGGUAGUCGCCGGCACUCUCUAUCGCUACAAGGUUCAACUCGCCCAGGGCGAUGCCAUCAAAGAGAGCGAUGUGAAGAUCUGGACACGGCCCUGGCUGUCAGAGAACGGCACCAAUAUAACAAUCAACCUAGAGGGCAAUGACAACGUUAUCGAAAGCACUUUUUAAACUAACUUCCCUUUGUGUGUUAAAUAAAUGAUUAGUUUUUAUUUUUUA
Molecule: messenger RNA, 559 nt
Organism: Drosophila mojavensis
Lineage: Eukaryota; Metazoa; Arthropoda; Insecta; Diptera; Drosophilidae
Product: cystatin-like protein
Exons: 2
Coding region: 182-511 (109 amino acids)
Molecular function (GO): cysteine-type endopeptidase inhibitor activity
Source: RefSeq, a predicted model, not a curated record